Molecule: messenger RNA, 3211 nt
Organism: Myodes glareolus (Bank vole)
Lineage: Eukaryota; Metazoa; Chordata; Mammalia; Rodentia; Cricetidae
Source: RefSeq, a predicted model, not a curated record
AUGGUCAGCGCCACCCGGCCCCUAGGGCAGACCGGCAGGCAUGGGCGCCUGGUGCUCCUGGGGACCCAGAAUGUACAGGAUUAUCAUGGACAUAAAAUUUGUGAUCCUUAUGCUUGGCUUGAAGACCCAGACAGCGAGCAGACAAAGGCUUUUGUGGAGGCACAGAACAAGAUCACGGUGCCGUUUCUUGAGCAGUGUCCAAUCCGAGGUUUAUACAAGGAGAGAAUGACUGAACUGUAUGACUACCCCAAGUACAGCUGCCACUUCAAGAAAGGAAAGCGGUAUUUUUAUUUUUACAAUACAGGUUUGCAGAACCAGCGUGUACUGUAUGUACAGGACUCCUUAGAGGGGGAAGCCAGGGUGUUCCUCGACCCCAACACCCUGUCGGAUGACGGCACAGUAGCACUCCGAGGUUAUGCCUUCAGUGAAGACGGUGAAUACUUUGCCUAUGGUCUGAGUGCCAGUGGCUCAGACUGGGUGACGAUCAAGUUCAUGAAAGUCGACGGUGCCAAAGAGCUUCCUGACGUGCUGGAGAGAGUCAAGUUCACCUGUAUGGCCUGGACCCAUGAUGGCAAGGGGAUGUUCUACAACUCAUACCCGCAGCAGGAUGGGAAGAGUGACGGAACAGAGACAUCCACCAAUCUCCACCAGAAGCUCUGCUACCACGUCUUGGGGACAGAUCAGUCAGAAGAUGUUUUGUGUGCUGAGUUCCCCGACGAGCCCAAAUGGAUGGGGGGAGCCGAGCUCUCGGAUGACGGCCGCUACGUCUUGUUAUCCAUCUGGGAGGGGUGUGAUCCGGUAAACCGACUGUGGUACUGUGACCUCCAGCAGGAAUCCAACGGUAUCACUGGAAUCCUGAAGUGGGUCAAACUGAUAGACAAUUUUGAAGGAGAAUAUGACUACGUGACCAAUGAGGGGACGGUGUUCACGUUCAAGACGAACCGCAAUUCUCCUAAUUACCGUCUGAUCAACAUCGACUUCAUGGACCCUGACGAGUCUAAGUGGAAAGUGCUUGUUCCCGAGCAUGAGAAAGAUGUCUUAGAGUGGGUGGCUUGUGUCAGGUCCAACUUCCUGGUCUUGUGCUACCUCCACGACGUGAAGAACAUUCUGCAGCUUCACGACCUGACCACGGGUGCUCUCCUCAAGACCUUCCCGCUGGACGUGGGCAGCGUGGUGGGGUACAGCGGGCGCAAAAAGGACUCGGAGAUCUUCUACCAGUUCACGUCCUUUCUGUCUCCAGGCGUCAUUUACCACUGUGAUCUUACCAAAGAGGAGCUGGAACCCAUGGUUUUCCGCGAGGUGACGGUGAAGGGAAUCGAUGCUUCUGAUUACCAGACAAUCCAGGUUUUCUACCCUAGCAAGGACGGCACCAAGAUUCCAAUGUUUAUAGUGCAUAAAAAGGGCAUAAAGUUGGAUGGCUCACAUCCUGCUUUCUUAUAUGGCUAUGGUGGCUUCAACAUCUCCAUCACACCCAACUACAGCGUGUCCAGGCUCAUUUUUGUGAGACACAUGGGCGGCGUCCUCGCAGUGGCUAACAUCAGAGGCGGUGGUGAAUACGGAGAGACGUGGCACAAAGGUGGUAUCCUGGCCAACAAACAAAACUGUUUUGAUGACUUUCAGUGUGCUGCCGAGUAUCUCAUUAAAGAAGGCUACACGUCCUCCAAGAGGCUUACCAUCAACGGAGGCUCCAAUGGAGGCCUCUUAGUGGCUGUUUGUGCAAAUCAACGUCCAGACCUCUUCGGCUGUGUUAUUGCCCAGGUUGGAGUGAUGGACAUGUUGAAGUUCCACAAGUUUACCAUUGGUCAUGCCUGGACCACUGAUUAUGGGUGCUCAGACAGCAAGCAACACUUCGAAUGGCUUCUCAAAUACUCACCACUGCAUAACGUGAAGCUUCCGGAGGCGGAUGACACCCAGUACCCUUCCAUGCUUCUCCUCACGGCUGACCACGAUGACCGGGUGGUCCCGCUGCACUCCCUGAAGUUCAUCGCCACGCUCCAAUACAUUGUGGGCCGCAGCCGGAAGCAGAGCAACCCCUUGCUGAUCCACGUGGACACCAAGGCUGGCCACGGGGCCGGGAAACCCACCGCCAAAGUGAUAGAAGAAGUUUCCGAUAUGUUUGCAUUCAUAGCGCGGUGCCUAAACAUCGAGUGGAUUCAGUAGAUGGGAUUUCCGCCUCCUCCCAACAGCCACAGAAAACCUCAAGGGCUUUCUCACCAUCCUGACCAAGAAACCACUGGGCAGAAUGCUGCCCGCGUGAGCACUGUGCCUCUGCUCACAGACAGCAACUGAGCAGAAUGCCAUGGGGGUUUUAUCUUUUCUAGGCUUCUCCUUUAUAGCAAGCCCUUGAUGCUUUGUUUCUUUCAGUUUUUUUCCCACUUGAUCAAGGCACAUAUUUUAAAAGGGGGGAGAAGGGGGCAUGUUUGGAUAAGAAACUAAAUGGUGAUGCACAUGAUGUGAAUAUUUGACCCCUGGAUUGAGUAAGGGUCAUAGUUGGGCAUACUCAUAUAUAAUAAUGAAGUUGCUUCUCUAACCAUAACAUAUAUCCUUAAAUAAAUGGGAGACCUUGAGGGAGACUCCACUGCAAUACUAAUAAAUGCUAUUUAAGAGUGGAGGCUUUAGUUUUGGUUCCUUUGCAAUGAGAGGCAGCCCUCAGGAUGCGGAUGACUAUCACAACGAAGACUAACCCUCCUUAUGCUGUAGGUUAGUUUCCAAACGAUUAGCAUAUUAGUACCACCCAAAAGAGGCUGACCAUCCACCUCAUCUCACUUCAAGGGAUGCAGCUAAGGGAGAUGGCUCACCAUCUCCGCUGUUACUACUCAGGUAAAGAGCUGAUUGAGAUUUUUCAUUUUGGUUGCUUCUAUUUUUAAAAACCUCUGAACUGGGGUUCGGUAGAUGGCUCUGAAGGCAAGGCGCUCGCUGUGCAAGCCCAAGGACCUGCUGAGUUUGAGUAACAGCACCUAUGUAAAAUGCUGGGCAAGACUCCGUGUGCCUGUAACCCCAGCGGUGGGGGCAGCAGUAGGCCGAUCUUUAACAUCCAGUGGCCAUCCAAGUUAGCCAAAAUGGUGAGCUUCUGGUUUAUUGAGAGAUGGUAUGGUGCCAGAGAAAGACAGAAAGUACAGUGGUCAUCCUCAGGCCUCCGAGUGCACGUGCCUAGAUGGGCACACCCACACACUUACAUGCUUGUACCACACGCAAAAACUGCAUAAACACA